This is a messenger RNA of Malus domestica (apple), 1793 nucleotides long. Its product is annotated as patatin-like protein 6. Lineage: Eukaryota; Viridiplantae; Streptophyta; Magnoliopsida; Rosales; Rosaceae. The record is from RefSeq and is a predicted model, not a curated record. Gene Ontology annotation, biological process: lipid metabolic process.
CAUGCUCUGCGAGUCUGCAGAGCUCUGCGUUUUAGCUCCUCUUCUUCUUCUUCUUCCUCUGCAAUUCGUUGGCUUUUCUGGUUUUUCGCGUUGGUUGAGCUUUUCAUGCUGCUUUGUUGGCGUGCCUUCUUUUCCUUCUUCGUCUUCAAACGACCUCGUUUCGUCCCCUUCUUUCCCUCUUAUUUUCCUUCUCGGAGACUUGAAUAAAAUGGCGGUGAAAUUCAUUCCUUUUGUCUGAUCAAUAUAGAAAAUUUUAAACCGAGAUUUUUGGUUGGCGAAAUUUUGAUCAUUUUUUUGGGGGAGGACGACGGCGGCGAUGAUGAAUUCGACUCGGACCGAAAUGCAGGAGCCGAGCAUUGACACGGAUAAGCUGAGCUACGAGAUAUUCUCGAUAUUGGAGAGCAAGUUCCUGUUUGGCUACGACGAUCAGAAGCUCUGGGUUCCCAAACAGGUCUCUCCGUCCCCCACGCCGGUCCCCGACUCCAAACCCGACCCCGCCCAGCUGGUGGGCGUUCAGCCCCAAUCUGAAAAUGGCGUCGCGGCGAUCAAAAACCAGAGGGGUAAAAUCUGCAUUCUCAGCAUCGACGGCGGCGGAGGAAUGAGAGGGAUUCUCUCCGGAAAGGCAUUGGCGUAUCUUGAGCAAGCGUUGAAGCAGAAAUCGGGGAAUCCGGACGCCAGAAUCGCCGAUUACUUCGACGUCGCCACUGGAGCUGGCGUCGGAGGUAUAUUCGCCGCCAUGCUCUUCGCCACUAGAGACCACGCCCGCCCGAUUUUCAAGGCCGAUGACACGUGGUGCUUCCUCUCCGAUCACGGGAAGAGCUUGUUCAACAAUAAUCGCUCCUCCACCUCCGCCUCCUCCCCCGGUUUUCUGCGUCGCCUCAUUCGAGGUUCUGGUUCGGGCUCGGGUUCAACGGGGUCAGCCACGGCCGGUUUGGAAAAAGUGAUGAAAGAGGCGUUCGUCGACGACGACAGGACCUUGACGUUGAAAGACACGCUCAAGCCGGUUCUAAUUCCGUGCUACGACCUCUCCAGUACGGCGCCGUUUCUCUUCUCCAGGGCCGACGCGCUUGAGACCGACAGCUACGACUUCCACCUUUGGGAGGUCUGCCGCGCCACGUCAGCCGAGCCGGGAGUCUUCGAACCGGUCCAAAUGCAGUCCGUCAACAAGCAUACCAAGUGCCUGGCCGUGGACGGCGGCUUGGCCAUGAGCAACCCGACCGCGGCGGCGAUCACGCACGUCCUGCACAACAAGCAGGAGUUCCCGUUCGUGCGAGGGGUCGAGGACAUAAUGGUCCUUUCCAUAGGAAGCGGCCAGUUUCUGGAAGAAGCGAGGUACGAGUACGAGCAAGUGAAGAAGUGGCGAGCCAAGGAAUGGGCCCGGCCCAUGGCCCGAAUCGCCGGCGACGGGUCAUCCGACCUGGUAGACCAGUCCGUCGCCAUGGCGUUUGUUCAGUCCGGGAGCAGCAACUACGUGCGCAUUCAGGCAAAUGGGACAAGCUUAGGACGUUGCGGGCCAAAUGUAGAUACAGACCCGAGUCCUAACAACGUUAAGAAGCUGGUAGGAGUGGCAGAGGAAAUGCUGAAACAGAAGAAUGUUGAAUCGGUGCUCUUUGGCGGUAAGAGGAUCGGCGAGCAGAGCAAUUUCGAGAAGCUCGAUUGGUUUGCCGGAGAACUGGUGCUCGAGCAUCAGAGGAGGAGUUGCAGAAUAGCUCCCACUGUUGCCUUCAAGCAAGCUGCUCCCAAAACAAGUUAGAACUCAAGGGAGAAUGGAGAGACAUCAUCAAAAGGAGGAG